Molecule: messenger RNA, 3794 nt
Organism: Nerophis ophidion (straightnose pipefish)
Lineage: Eukaryota; Metazoa; Chordata; Actinopteri; Syngnathiformes; Syngnathidae
Product: gastrula zinc finger protein XlCGF8.2DB-like
Exons: 4
Coding region: 1050-2099 (349 amino acids)
Biological process (GO): regulation of transcription by RNA polymerase II
Cellular component (GO): nucleus
Molecular function (GO): RNA polymerase II cis-regulatory region sequence-specific DNA binding; DNA-binding transcription factor activity, RNA polymerase II-specific
Source: RefSeq, a predicted model, not a curated record
CUGCUCUUCCUGCGGCCACAAAGAGCGGUCCUAGUGCCCUCCAUGUAUCCUAACCGCCAUUCAACAAACAAAGAAGACGAGCGACGAAGCCAAGUUGGAAGUGGUCCAUUGAAAAGUUGAUAGGACAACCUCCUGUACUGUAGAAUGUAGUAUGGACCACAGGACAGGACGAAGAAGUCCCGUUAAGAAACAGUGGAGGCUUAAGAUGCUCUACUAGUCUGCUGGAAAUCCAAAGAAGACGAAGGAGUAAAAAGCAAGAUGGCGUUUGACGGAGAAGGCCUAAACGUGGCCACUGGCCAUUAUUGUUUCUCUAUUUGUAUUUAGUGCAUACAUGUACGCAUAUAUGUGUCGUGUAGUAGAUGAAACAUUCUUAGUCAUUGUUUGUAUCCGGAUACAUUAGUCUGAGCGCACUUUAUCGCCUCUUGUGCUAGUUAGCUUAGCUUGUUAGCUGCUAACAGAAGACACAGAAGUUAUCAACACAUCGCUAAGUAGAGAUCAAGUGUGAGAGUAAAGUGUUGUGAUUGUGUGAAAAUGUGCCAAAGAAGGAUAGCAAAGUAUGAGGAGGAACUUUGUCCAACAAAAGAGGAGAAGGAGCGACAACAUCAACUACUGGACGCUGUUUUCAAGAAACAUCAAAUUGUGUUACACAGAACAGAUGUCCAGCAGCCCCCUCACAUUAAAGAGGAAGAGGAGGAUCCACAACCCCCCACAUUAAAGAGGAAGAGGAGGAUCCACAUCCCCCUCACAUUAAAGCGGAAGAGGAGGAAGUGUGGAUCAGUCAGGAGGGAGAGUGUCCUGUAGGGCAGGAGGAGGCUGAUGUCAGCAAGUUUCCACUGACUGUUGUCUCUGUGAAGACUGAAGAGCAUGAAGACAAACCACCUGAGUCCUCACAGCUUCAUCACAGUCCAAACGUCCAGCAGGUGUCAGCAGAGAGUCAUGAAGAGAUUCCCUCCAAGCAGCAGGAGUGGAGCUCCAGUGUGGGACAGAAGGAGCGACAGGCCCCCUCCCACAUUAAAGAAGAAGAGGAGGAACUGUGGAAGCAGCUUCAAAUGUUGGUGGAGGAUAAUGAUGAAGACGAGGCUCAGUCCUUACAGCUUCAUCACAGUCAAAGUGAGGAGAACAGAGGGGCGGAGCUUGUAAGUCAACACAUCACAGAAGCUGAUGGAGAGCAUUGUGAAGAUAUAAAGUCAGAACCAGACAGCAUCUUUGCUCCACUGUCAGACAUGGACCACAUGAUGUCACACUCUUCUGAUCACAGUGACCACAUCCAAAAACCUUUGGAGAGUAAAAACGACUCUAAAGGUGAUACGAGACAUCACACUAACAACAAACACUUUGACUGCUCUGAAUGUGGGAAAUCAUUUAGACACAAGAGUAAUUUUACAGUACACAUGAGAAUACAUACUGGAGAGAAACCUUUUACUUGCUCUGUUUGUAAGAAGAGUUUCUCCACAAAGCAACACAUGACGAUACACGUGGGAAAACACACUGGAGAGAAACCUUUUACUUGUUUUGUUUGUAAGAAGAGUUUCUCCACAAAGCGUAACAUGACCACACACAUGAGAACACAUACUGGAGAGAAACCUUUUACUUGCUCUGUUUGUAAGAAGAGUUUCUCCAGAAAGCUUGACAUGACCACACACAUGAGAACACACACUGGAGAGAAACCUUUUAUUUGCUCUGUUUGUAAGAAGAGUUUCUCCAUGAAGCUUGCCAUGACCAUACACAUGAGAAGACAUACUGGGGAGAAACCUUUUAUUUGCUCUGUUUGUAACAGGAGUUUCUCCAGAAAGUUUGACAUGACCACACACAUGAGAAUACAUACGGGAGAGAAACCUUUUACUUGCACUGUUUGUAAGAAGAGUUUCACUAUAAAGACUGUCAUGACCAGACACAUGAGAAUACAUACUAGAGAGAAACCUUUUACUUGCUCUAUUUGUAAAAAGAGUUUCUCCAGAAAGCCUAACAUGUCCACGCACAUGAGAACACAUACCGGAGAGAAACCUUUUACUUGCUCUGUAUGUAAGAAGACUUUCUCCAGAAAACAAAACUUGACAGCACACAUGAGAACACACACUGGAGAGAAACCGUUCAGAUGAACUGUGUGUGAUAAGAUGUUCCGGGUUAAGUAUAAAGUCAGUAAACACAAGUGUGUAACAGUCACGGAAGCUGCAGGAAUUUAAAAACACUUAAACAGUGAUUGUGCAAAAUUUACUUUAUGGACACAGCAUGGUUAAUAUGAAUGUAUAUUUGAUGUUGUAUGUAAUGCUUCUCAUCUUCUACUGUUAUAUGUUGUCCUGGAAUUACUUUUUAAAGGCCUACUGUAAUGAGAUUUUCUUAUUUAAACGGGGAUAGCAGGUCCAUUUUAUGUGUCAUACUUUAUCAUUUCGCGAUACGGCCAUAUUUUUGCUGAAAGGAUUUAGUAGAGAACAUCGACGACAAAGUUCGCAACUUUUGGUCGCUAAUAAAAAAGCCUCGUCUGUACCGGAAGAAGCAGACGAUGUGCGCGUGACGUCACAGGUUGUGGACUCCCUCAAAUCCUCACAUUGUUCACAAUCAUGGCCACCAGUAGCGAGAGCGAUUCAGACCGAGAAAGCGAUGAUUUCCCCAUUAAUUUGAGCGAGGAUGAAAGAUUCGUGGAUGAGGAAAGUGAGAGUGAAGGACUAGAUAAAAUGAACAAAAUAAAGACUAUUCAGUGAGAGCGAUUUAGAUGUUAUUAGACACAUUUACUAGUAUCAUUCUGGGAAAACCCUUAUCUGCUCAUUGUGUUACUAGUGUUUUAACGAGAUAAUAUGGUCAUACCUGUACAACUUGAAGGUCGGCCCCGCACCUUUCUUCAGCACCAGUUGACGGGUGGUGGCGAUGCCCAUCUCUGCCAUUCGCAAGGGACCCUCUUCGAAACACGAUCUUUCGAAAUGAUCGCUGCAUAAUACACUGUACUUUGUGUGUGUGGUCUAAUCCAACCGUGUUCGCUUGACAUCUGUGUUCCAUAGUAAAGCUUCACCGUCAUCUUUCGGAAAUGUAAACAAGAAAACACCGGCUGUGUUUGUGUUGCUAAAGGCGGCUGGAAUACACCGCUUCCCACCUACAGCUUUCUUCUUUGACGUCUCCACUAUUCAUUGAACAAAUUGCAAAAGAUUCAGUAACACAGAUGUCCAGAAUACUGUGGAAUUAUGCGAUGAAAGCAGACGACUUAUAGCUAGAAUCGGUGCUGGAACAAAAUGUCCUUUACAAUGCGUGACGUCACGCGCACGCACAUCAUACCGCGACGUUCCAGCAGGAUGGUUCGGCGCAAAUUUAAAAUUGCAAUUUAGUAAACUAAAAAGGCCGUAUUGGCAUGUGUUGCAAUGUUUAUAUUUCCAUCCAUCCAUCCAUUUUCUACCGCUUAUUCCCUUUUGAGGUCGCGGGGGGCGCUGGCGCCUAUCUCAGCUACAGUCGGGCGGAAGGCGGGGUACACCCUGGACAAGUCGCCACCUCAUCACAGGGCCAACACAGAUAGACAGACAACAUUCACACUCACAUUCACACAUCAUUGAUAUAUAAACUAUCAGACUGCGUGGUCGCUAGUAGUGGCUUUCAGUAGGCCUUUAAGUUGUGUGCAUUUAUUGAAUAUCAUAUAUGUAGUUACUAUUUUUUUUUCUUCUCAUCUUUGAAGAGAGGAUAAGUUAUUAUUUCCAUUAGGGGUGUUGUUGUUUCUUAUAAAUCCACACAUUUUUUUUAUUUGAUUUUAUUGAUAUUAUUAUUCAAUUAAAAGUAAGGAUGAACAAAAUUGCUAUUAAAAUGUGGAUUAGCAG